UUUCUUCAGUCUCUUCCAAGCAGUCGACUGCAUCAGUUCACGACGAUUGCAGCAGCGAGGAUAGCAUUGUGUUUAGUAUAAAUCGAUCGAUCGAUGCCAGGCAAAAGGCUAUAUACCGCCUGAUUAUGGAACUUCACAGUGUUGCGAUUGGGGAUGGAUUGCCAGCCGAUGCAGCCAAGCUAAAUGAUGCCAACAGGGCGCCAACGCCCACAGCCAAUCCUCCGGCGCCGCACGCUGAGAGAUCCAAGCCAAAACUGCUUUAUGCCAUUAACGAAAAUCCUGAGUGGUAUCUGAGCAUAUUUCUUGCCUUUCAACAUUAUCUUACGAUGAUCGGAGCGAUUGUGUCAAUACCAUUUAUACUAACACCGGCACUGUGCAUGUCCGAUGAGGAUCCCAAUCGUGGCAUUAUUAUAUCUACAAUGAUAUUUGUUACCGGCAUUGUUACCUACUUUCAAGCGACAUGGGGCGUGCGUUUGCCCAUAGUUCAGGGUGGAACUAUAUCUUUUCUGGUGCCCACUCUGGCCAUACUUGCGUUGCCUCAAUGGAAAUGCCCGCCCCAAGACAAGCUUGAUGCCAUGAAUGAGGCGGAACGCGAAGAGUUGUGGCAGAUACGGAUGCGCGAGCUGUCCGGAGCGAUCGCAGUUUCGGCGCUGGUACAGGUCAUAUUGGGUUAUACGGGACUUGUUGGCAAGAUCUUAAAGUAUGUGACGCCGCUCACCAUUGUGCCAACAGUUUCCUUGGUCGGCCUGACACUAUUCGAACACGCUGCGGAAACGGCCUCGAAACACUGGGGCAUUGCGGUGGGGACUACCGGAAUGCUGACACUUUUUUCGCAAAUCAUGUGCGAUGUUACGAUUCCAGUGCUUGCCUAUCGAAAGGGUCACGGCUUGGAGGUGCGUCAGUUCCAGCUCUUCCGUCUGUUCCCCGUGCUGUUGACCAUCAUUAUUAUGUGGGGCCUUUGCGGCAUUCUAACGGCCACAGACGUGUUUCCGCCUUCGCAUCCAUCACGCACAGAUGUGCGGAUUAAUGUGUUAACCAGUGCCAAGUGGUUCUAUGUGCCGUAUCCGGGCCAGUUCGGAUGGCCCUCAGUGACGUUGUCUGGAGUGCUGGGUAUGCUCGCAGGCGUGCUGGCCUGCACUGUGGAAUCUUUGAGCUAUUAUCCUACAGUUUCGCAAAUGGCAGGCGCCCAGUCGCCCCCCUUACAUGCCAUUAAUCGCGGCAUCGGUACCGAAGGCCUGGGCACGGUUCUGGCUGGCCUCUGGGGCGCUGGCAAUGGCACAAAUACUUUCGGCGAGAAUGUGGGUGCUAUAGGUGUGACAAAGAUAGGUUCUCGACGUGUUAUUCAAUGGGCCGCUUUUAUAAUGGUACUACAGGGCGUCAUUGGAAAGUUUGGCGCCAUAUUCAUUCUAAUCCCUGAUUCGGUGGUCGGAGGAAUAUUCUGUGUCAUGUUUGGCAUGAUCAUAGCGUUUGGCCUCUCUACACUGCAGUACGUCGACUUGCGUUCUGCAAGAAAUUUAUAUAUUCUUGGUCUGUCGAUAUUUUUCCCCAUGGUGCUGUGCCCCUGGAUGCAACAACAUCCGGGUGCCAUUAAUACGGGCAAUGAAACCGUCGACUCCACGUUAUCUGUGCUGUUGGGCACGACUAUUUUGGUGGGUGGCUUGCUGGGCUGCCUGCUGGAUAACAUUAUUCCCGGCACACCCGCCGAGCGUGGACUUAUCGAGUGGGCCAACGAGAUGCCGCUGGGCGACGACAACAUCAAUGAUGGCAGCGCCACGGAUUAUGAUUUUCCGUAUGGCAUGGAUGCCAUACGCAGCUGGAAAUGGACCUACUAUGUCCCAUUUAUGCCCACCUACAAGUUAAAGAAACAGAACUGAAGUGAUUUUUUUGUCGUUGAACGUUGAACCCGUAGAUUAAAAAAGAUUUAAUACUUGAUGAUUGUA
This is a messenger RNA of Drosophila virilis, 1940 nucleotides long. Its product is annotated as solute carrier family 23 member 1. The record is from RefSeq and is a predicted model, not a curated record. NCBI's taxonomy places the organism in Eukaryota, Metazoa, Arthropoda, Insecta, Diptera, Drosophilidae. Gene Ontology annotation, cellular component: membrane. Gene Ontology annotation, biological process: transmembrane transport. Gene Ontology annotation, molecular function: transmembrane transporter activity.